AUGGUAACCAAGGAUUUGAAUGCUGAGCAAGGAGUCAUGAUGAUAUCAGCUCAAGUCAGUGCUAUUAUUCAGAACAAGAUCCCAGAAAAACUUCCUGAUCCAGGUAGUUUUGUUCUUGAUUGUACCAUCUUCACUGACCGAUUUGCUAGAUCUUUGUGUGAACUUGGUUCUAGUGUCAACUUAAUGCCAAGAUCAGUAGCUCUCAGCUUGGGAAUGACAGACUUCAAGCCUACCAAGAUCACUCUAAUCCUUGCAGAUCGGUCAAUUCGUAUUCCUGAUGGUGUUCUUGAGGGUGUUCCAAUUAAGAUUGGAGAAUGCUUGAUACCGACUGAUUUUGUAGUACUUAAAUAUGAAGAAGAACCUAAGGACCCUCUCAUUCUGGGAAGAUCAUUUUUAGCCAUUGCUGGAGCUAUUAUUGAUGUCAAGAAAGGUCAGAUUGGUCUUAAUGUGGGUGAUCUACAAAUGCGCUUUGACAUGGAUAAGCUGGUUAAGAGGCCAACCAUUGAUGGACAGAGAUUCUAUGUGGACACAUUGUCUAACCUUGCUGAAGAGAUAUUCCAGGAGUUGCAUCCUGAGGAUCCACUAGAGAGAGCAUUGGUUGCUUCUGCUGAAAAGGUUGAGCAUCUAGAUGACAUUGCUGCUGGUAUAAAGAAAGCUCCAAAGCUUGAUCUCAAGCCACUUCCUGCUGGUUUAAGAGCUCACUUUAUUGCUAAGCAAGUUGCGCAAGUUUCGCAAACCUCUUGCGCUAUUCUCUUGAUGAUAUUGCAGGAAUCUCUCCAGACUUGUAGGAGGCUGAAUCCGAAUUUGCAAGAUAUUGUCAAGAAAGAGAUCAUGAAGCUGCUGAAUGCUGGAAUCAUCUAUCCGAUAUCUGACAGCAAUUGGGUUAGUCCGGUACAUGUUGUUCCUAAGAAAGGUGGAGUAACAGUGGUGAAGAAUGACAAGAAUGAGCUGAUCCCUACAAGGACAAUCACUGGUCAUCGGAUGUGCAUAGACUACAGGAAGUUGAAUGCUGCAACCCGAAAAGAUCACUUCUCGCUUUCUUUAAUUGAUCAGAUGUUGGAGAGGUUAGCUAAUCAUCCAUACUACUACUUUUUGGAUGGUUAUUCCGGGUUCUUUCAAAUUCCAAUUCAUCCUGAUGAUCAAGAGAAAACCACUUUCACUUGCCUAUAUGACUUUAUGGAGGUAUUCAUGGAUGACUUUUCAGUUUAUGGAUCUUCUUUCAAGAACUAUUUAGACAAUUUAUGCAAGGUGCUAGCAAGAGAUGGCAUAGUGCUUGGCCACAGGGUUUUAGAAGCUGGAAUAGAGGUUGACCGCGCUAAGAUAGAGGUGAUGACAGGUCUUCAAUUGCCAGAAAAUGUGAAGGCGGUAAGGAGUUUUCUUGGGCAUGUAGGAUUCUAUAGGAGAUUCAUCAAAGAUUUCAGCAAGAUAGCUAGACCACUUUCUGCUUUGUUGUGCAAGGAUGUCAAGUUUGAAUUCACUGAUGAGUGUAGGAUAGCCUUUGAAAGGAUUAAGCAAGAGCUUGUGAGUGCUCCUAUUGUUCAGCCACCAGAUUGGGAUCUACUAUUUGAGGUUAUGUGUGAUGCUAGUGACUAUGCAGUGGGAGCAGUGCUGGGACAGCGAAAAGACAAGAAGCUUCAUGCAAUCUACUAUGCCAGCAGAACACUUGAUGAUGUACAAAGAAAUUAUGCAACAACAGUGAAAGAGUUGUUGGCGGUUGUGUUUGCUUUUGAAAAGUUCAGGAUUAGAAUUGAUGAUGAUGUCCCAAUAAAAGACUGUUUGCCUGAAGAACAUGUCUACUUUGUGGAUACUGGAUUUCGGCCUGAUGAAACGAAGAAGGUAGAACCAGAUAAUUUCACUGGCUAUAACAAGAAGAGGUUCAUGAGAGAGCUUAGGAGAUACUAUUGGGAUGAACCUUACUUGUAUAAGCAUUGCAGUGAUGGAGUUUACAGAAGAUGCUUAGCAGAGACUGAGGUACCUGACGUUUUGUUUCAUUGUCCUGGAUCUGACUAUGCAGGACAUUUUGCUACAUUCAAGACAGUGUCCAAGGUUCUCCAAGCAGGCUUUUGGUGGCCAACAAUGUUCAAAGACGCUCAUGAAUUUGUCACGAAAAGCGAUGCUUGUCAAAGGGAAGGUCAAAUCAGUAAGAGGAAUGAGAUGCCACUAAACUUCAUUCUUAAAGUUGAAGUAUUUGAUUGCUGGGGUAUUGACUUUAUGGGACCGUUUCCAUCUUCUUAUAAGAACAACUACAUCCUCGUUGCUGUUGAUUAUGUCUCAAAGUGGGUUGAAGCGGUUGCAUGUCCAAAGAAUGAUUCUGCAGUGGUUCUUAAGCUGUUUAAGACCAUUAUCUUUCCAAGGUUUGGGACUAGUGGGCAAGUAGAAGUUUCCAACAGGCAGAUUAAGGAGAUUCUUGAAAAGUCAGUUGGUGUUACAAGGAAGGACUGGGCUAUGAAGCUUGAUGAUGCACUUUGGGCAUAUAGAACUGCUUAUAAAACACCACUUGGCACCACACCUUUCCAUUUGCUUUAUGGAAAAGCAUGUCAUCUUCCGGUGGAGUUAGAACACAAGGCAGCCUGGCUGUUUCCCGGAAAACUCCGUUCCCGUUGGUCUGGUCCUUUUACUAUCCAAGAAGUUAGACCAUAUGGAGCCAUUGUGUUGCUGAAGUCCAAAGGAGAGAAGUUCACUGUUAAUGAUCAAAGGGUGAAACAUUAUUGGGCACAUUGUGCGUUUGAACGGACACAUUGUGCGUUUGAACAUAUUGAUGAUCAAGCCGAGAUACCAGACGGACACAUUGUGCGUUUGAACAAAGCACCCUCCGCCUAA
Molecule: messenger RNA, 2820 nt
Organism: Camelina sativa (false flax)
Lineage: Eukaryota; Viridiplantae; Streptophyta; Magnoliopsida; Brassicales; Brassicaceae
Source: RefSeq, a predicted model, not a curated record